Molecule: messenger RNA, 3688 nt
Organism: Eublepharis macularius
Lineage: Eukaryota; Metazoa; Chordata; Lepidosauria; Squamata; Eublepharidae
Product: guanylate-binding protein 1-like
Exons: 14
Coding region: 268-2454 (728 amino acids)
Molecular function (GO): GTPase activity; GTP binding
Source: RefSeq, a predicted model, not a curated record
UAGAACGGGGAGCACCCUUUCUCCCUGUGUGGGGCUGCCACUUUUCCAGAUGGAGUUUUAAAAGAAUGAUUUGCUUUAUAAGCAACAGAGACUCCCAUCAUUAGAUGAAAGUGAAAGCUGUUUUUAUGACACUUGGAUGAAUUCAGUUUGCAAGGCUUUGCAGACUAGUUUGGAGUUCGGAGAAAAAUCCUCUUUCUCUUGUGGAUGAGUGAAGCAGUUUGCAGAUGUAAAGCAGGACAGAAGCACUUCCCUGAUUGAAAGAGGAGGAUGAAACCUGCAGAGGUUCCAGGUCUUCUCCUGGACCUACUGAAACGCUUUCUGAGAUGGGCAACGGAAAAAAUUGUAAUCGUGGUGCUUUCAUGCACCUCCCUGGUUUGCCUCAUCUUUCCUGCAGUCUUUCCCAAGCUUGCUUUGUGGCAGCGUAUCUGGAAAGAUCACAUCAAAGCCAGGAUAGCUGCCAUGUGGACAGGAAACAGCCCCCAUCGAAGAUCUUCUGGGCUGCGCCCAGAGGCCUCCAAAUUCCAUAUGCCAUCUCCCAUGUGCCUGAUUGAGAACAGGGACAGCAAUCUUGUUGUUUGUCCAGAAGCCCUUCAGGUGCUGUCUAAAAUAGACCAGCCUGUAGUGGUAGUCGCUAUAGCAGGACUCUAUCGGACAGGCAAGUCCUUUCUCAUGAACAAACUAGCUGGCAAAAAUAAAGGUUUCCUUCUGGGAUCCACUGUGGAAGCAGUGACAAAGGGAAUAUGGAUGUGGUGUGUUCCCUAUCCUGGAAAACCAGACCAGACUCUUGUGCUUCUGGACACAGAGGGCCUCGAUGACGCGAAAAAGGGUGAUGUCCAGAAUGACUCCUGGAUCUUUGUUCUGGCCGUUCUACUCAGCAGCACCCUGGUCUACAACAGCAUGGGCGUCAUUGACCAACACGCUAUAGACCAGCUUCAUUAUGUGACAGAACUGACAGAGCGCAUCAAAUCCAAGUCCUCACCUGCGGAGGACUCUGAGGCGCUGGAAGAUUCUGCCGAGUACGUUCGCUUCUUCCCGUCUUUCGUCUGGGCCUUGCGGGAUUUCACUCUGCAGCUGCAGCUGAACGGUCAGCCCUGCACUGAGGACGAAUAUCUGGAAGAGAUGCUGAAAUUAAAGAAAGGUUCAGAUGACCCAUCAGCAUCUGAACCUACUGACAACGUUGCACCAGCGGAUUCAUCUGCCAACUGCCCCGUUCCAUCCGAUACCCACGAUAUCCAGCGGUACAACUUGACCCGUGAAUGCAUCCGGUUGUUUUUCCCCACACGGAAAUGCUUCAUCUUUGACCGCCCCACCAAUCGAAAAAACCUGGAUCGGCUGGAGGAUUUGCAGGACUCCGAACUGGACCCUGAAUUCCUGGAACAAGCGGAACGGUUCUGUGAUCACAUUUAUGAGACGUCCAAAGCCAAGACUGUCCCAGGAGGGAAUAUAGUCACUGGCUGCAUGCUGGCAAAGCUGGUGGAGACCUACGUGGACACCAUCUGUAGCGGGGGAGUGCCUUGCGUGGAGAACGCAGUGGAGUCUCUGGCGAGGAUGGAGAAUUCGGCAGCCUUAAAUGAAGCCAUCGCUCGUUAUGUGGAACUGAUGGAGCAGAAGGUGAAGCUACCCACGGAGACUCUCCAAGAACUCCUGGACAUGCAUGCUGAGAGUGAAACUGAGGCACUCAACGUGUUCAUGGACCGUGCCUUUAGGAAUGACAUAGGACAGUCCCAGGCUGAGCUCAUGAAAAUUGUGCACCAGAAGAAGGAAGAGUAUUUGCUGAAGAAUGAGCUGAAAUCCUCAGAAUGUUGCAAGUCUAUACUGACGCCGCUGUUUAAAGAGCUGGAUGAUCGGAUCAACCAGGGAAUUUACUUCCAAUCUGGCGGCUACCAGAAUUUCUUGGAUGAUCUGAAGACAAUAAAGGAGCAAUACCGUCAGAAAAACGGGAAAGGAAUAAUGGCAGAAGAAGUCCUGCAGCAGUUCCUUAAGGAGAGAGAGGUAGUGGGCAAACACAUACUUCAAGGUGAUGAAGCUCUCACAAAGGCAGAAAAAGAACUAGCAGAUGCAAAAGCAAAAGCUGAGGAAGAGGAGCAAAAGAAAGAGGCACAGAAGCAGGAGCUGGCAGCAUUGCAACUGAAGCUGGAAGAUCAGUGCCGAACAUUUGAAGCGAACAUUCAGCAACUGAAGGAGAAGUUGGAGAGAGACAGAGAGCAGCAACUAGAAGAGACUAAGAGGAUGUUGGACAGUAAGCUCAGGGAGCAAAAGAAGUUUCUGGAGGAGGGAUAUGAGAGUUAUGCUAGCCGUCUGCAGGUGGAGAUGGACCAGCUGACGCAAAGAGAUCAGUAUAUUGGGAAUUCAUCUUGGAUAUUUAAGAUCUUGUUUGGCCUGUUAAAUGCAAUCACUUUCAUCUUUCCAGAAUUGCUGCAGUUUGCAAUCCGGGCAAUUAUGAGGUUGUUAUAAAAGGGGAGCAAGAUCAGGUCCUCAACCUUGCCUCCCCGCCCCCCUUUUGACGAUGUGUAUUUUCCGCGCUUCUUUCUUUUAGAGCCUGUGGAGUGUCUUGAGCAGGAAAUGAAGCAAGGAAAUAUUGAACUACUGCUGUAGAGUGGAAGGCAAUAUGGUGUGGUAAAGGAAUAAAAUUCCAGCAAAGAUAAUUGUGUAAAAUUUAUUUUAAAACAGACGAAUGAGGAGGACGGCUGUGCCCAAUUUGAACAAAGCUGUUAUAGACAGAGCCAAAUGCCCCUUUUGCCAUGUGCAAAGAACACAAAGCAUGUAGUGAAGCCUCUGCUACCAUACUGAUAAAAAUAACAGCUUCUAUAGGCACAGUAGCUAGUCUACAUGCUGAAACUGUUUGCUCUAAGAAAAGCAGUUUUGCAGUACAUGACAGCCUCAUGUAGGCCUAUGACUAAUUUAAUAACAACAACAACAAUGAUGUACUUAUACCACCCUUCUGGACAGAUUAGUGCCCCACUCAAAGCAGUGAACAAAGUCAAUAUUAUCAUUAUUCCCGCAAUGCUGCUGGGGAGCUGAGCCUGAGAGGAGCAUCUUGCCCAAGGCCACCUGCUGAACUCAUGGCAGUAGUGGGAGUCGAAUCAGCAGAGUGUCGAUUCACAACCCAACCACUUAAACUAUGCUACAGAUACCUGAAAGCUGCUAUCAGUCAGCGCAGGCAAUAGCAAUAAUAAUAAUAACUGCAUUUACAUAUUGCUCUUCUAGACAGAUUAGUAUCCUGCUCAGAGUGGUGAACAAAGCCAAUGUUGUUAUUGUCCCAAUUAUGUAGCUGGGGCUGAGAGGAGUGGCUUACCCAAGGCCAUCUGCAGAAUUCGUGGCACUAGUGGGAUUCGAACCAAUAGAGUGGUGAUUUGCAGCCUGGCCACUUAACCACUAUGCUACAGCAGCUCCUAGAACCCUUGUCAGUGCAUUUUAUGGGCUUCCGAUUCAUUCAGAUCUGAAGUGACGCGGUUACGGCUGUUUAGUUUGUUCAUUGUAUUGGUUUAUUCAUUUUAUUGACUUUGAUGUUAGAUUUAUCUGAUUGUAAACUGUAUUGUUUUAAAGUUAAAACAUCUAUGAAAAUCAAUACUGAAGGAUAAAGGGUUUCUCUAAAGUCUACUCUAACAGAGAUUGUCUCAACCACCACUUUUUUGUAUUCCAGAUUUGUGUUUGCUUAACUGUGUUGCAGAGAUUCCAAAUAAAUAUA